Molecule: messenger RNA, 1035 nt
Organism: Penicillium concentricum
Lineage: Eukaryota; Fungi; Ascomycota; Eurotiomycetes; Eurotiales; Aspergillaceae
Exons: 3
Coding region: 1-1035 (344 amino acids)
Source: RefSeq, a predicted model, not a curated record
AUGUCUCAAACAAAGAUCCUGAUCCUUGGAACUACGGGCUAUAUCGGCGGAAGCAUUCUUACAGACCUGCAGAAGUCGAAGAAUGCAUCGAAGUAUUCUAUCUCUGCACUUGUUCGCAACGAAGAACAUGUGUCAAAGCUCAAGACUCGAGCCAUCGAAUCUAUCUUGUUCAAAGGCUUAGAUGAUUUGGACACCAUCAAGAAGGCUGCGAGUGAACAUGACAUCGUCAUCAAUGCAGCAUCGGCUAGUCAUGACAAGUCAGCUUCCGCCAUUAUCCAGGGACUCGCGGAGAGAAAGCAGCAUACUGGACGUGCGGUUCAGUACAUCCAUACUUCUGGAACCUCGAUUCUCGGCGAUCAACCCAUUUCUGGAAAGAAGGUUGACCUUGGCGUCUACUCCGAUGCAAUCGAUGAUAUCUAUGAGUACGAAAAGAGCCGGGGUCCAUACGGCCAACGUAUCACCGAUAUUGUUGUGAUUGAAACCGGAGAGAAACUGGACGUUCCAACUUACAUUGUUGUUCCGCCAACUAUCUAUGGCGAAGGCAAUGGCCCUGUCGCCACGAUAUCCCAACAGGUCCCUAACCUCGCGCGCGAGGCUAUCAAGGGAAAACAGGCAAUUGUGAUCGGCAAUGGGGAUGGAAUCUGGAACCACGUCCACAUUCUUGAUCUCGCCCCAUUAUACACCUUGAUUCUUGAAGGCAUCUUGGCUAGCCGCCCGGAUCUCCCAUCUGGACGGAAAGGCAUCUUCUUUGCCGAGACAGGAGAGCAUACCUGGCUAGAUGUAUCUCGUGGAAUUGCAGAUGCCUGUUUCGCUCGAGGCCUGUGCUCCACCAAGGACGUCAGAAAGAUUGACCUCACAGAGGCGGCCCCGAUUGUUGGAGGUAGUGAGGAUCUUGUGGAGAUUGUGUUGGCCAGCAAUGCAAGAUCACGCGCAGAUUUGAGCAGAAAGCUGGGAUGGAAGCCGACCAGAGAUGAUGCUGAUUUCCACAAGCACUUUGAUGAGGUGGUUGCUGCUGUUGCUCGAGAAUUCAAGUAA